UUUUCUUUGACUAUUUAGUUUUCUUUGAUGUUUUUAUGUAGUUGUAUUAGUGACCUCAGGUUGAGGACAUAGUGAAUAACUUUCAUAAUCCACCUGCUGCUGUCUAACAGGCUGUGUGUGUGUGUGUGUGUGUGUGUUAACAGGCUGUGGACAGACUAAAAGACAGAAGUGGAUCUUUGCUGCUGUCGCUUUCACUUCCUCCUCAGCUUGUUUGACAGCUCCUCUUCCUCUUCCUCAUUCCAGUGUGAAGGCCUCUGACGGCGGGUCGGUCAUGAAGGACGGUAACGUUAACCGGACAGAAGAACAGGCGGAGGUUUCCCGCCAGCAGCUUUAUGAGCAUUAUGUCAACUCUUACCUCCAGCUGUGUCCAGAGGUUCGGCCGUGCCGCGACGCCUGGCUGCUGGAGAAUGCGGCUCAGUAUCUGAUGAGGGACCCAGAACCAGAACCCGGAGCCGGACCCGGAGGGACCUUCACCGUAUUCCCGCUCUACCAGGCUGUCACACACCGCUGGAGCACCCUGAGCUCGGACUGCUGCAAACAUCUGGCUGCUGUUAUCAGAGCCGCCGAACAGCUGGAAACUAUCUGCGUCAACCUGUUCCUCCAACCCUGGAGGAAGGAGAUCAGGACACUCAAGACAUUUACAGGUCCAUUUGUUUACUGUCUCCUGCCAGUUCUCAGCAGUUCAACCAUUCAGUCAGUCCUGGCCUCUAUCGGCUACCUGCUCCACACUGACACUCCUCAAAGUGAAUACAGACUGAGUGAGGAGGCUAACCCAGACAGAGCCAUGCUGCUGGGCUUUGAGCUGCUGCUGGCCAGGGUGGAGUGUUCCCACCUCCUGGAGCUACUGGAGAAAGAUCAUCUGGGACCACAGGAGCUGCUGCAGGUUCUCCAGAGGAAAGUGGGGCCUACAAACCUGGAAGAACCCACAGAAAAGAAGACAACAAUAGGGCAAAAGGAAGAGGAGGAGGAGAAGAAGAAGAAGAAGAAGAAGAAGGAAGAGGCAGAUAGAAAAGAGGUACCUCCGUAUUCGGACACCAGACUGUCAGGGAAACCCCGGCCCAAGCCUCGAGCCCGCCAUCCCAUCGGCGUAGACCAGUCCAUCAUGGAGAUGCAGAUGACCUACCCUGACCUGGCCUUCAGGGGCCGCCCUCUGGUACGGGACAAACCUCACCGGAAGAGCAGCCGCAAGAGCAGCAGUACCGAUGUUCAUCCUAGCAGCCAUACAGAUGUUCAUCCUAGCAGCAGUACAGAUGUUCAUCAUAGCAGUAGUACAGAUGUUCAUCCUAGCAGCAGUACAGAUGUUCAUCCUAGCAGCCAUACAGAUGUUCAUCAUAGCAGCAGUACAGAUGUUCAUCCUAGCAGCAGUACAGAUGUUCAUCCUAGCUGCACUAAUAAUUACAGUGAUGGCAGUAAAGCUGCUGAGCUCCCCAACAGAGAUUGUACUAAUGGCCGCAAAAACGAUGGCAGCAAAGCUGAUGAAGUGUUUGGUGGCGGUGGGUGUAAUGACAGCGCUCCAGGAGACACCGUUAGAGCUGAUGAUGAGCUCAGUGGUCCUCAGGACAUCUCCCUGCACAUCACACUGAGGACUAGAUCCACAGCAGAGCUCAGCCUGAAGCCUGGAGAGCCUCAGCCCACCGCAGAGCCUCCGGACUGGACCCAGCAGCACACUGGAGCAGAUUUACAUGAUAACAUCGGCGUGGCCAACCCAAAGCUUCCCUCUCUGAGCUCCAUGGACGAGGUGCAGGAGCUAAGAGAGCUGGCAGAGAGGAUGGGCCAGCUCCAUGUGCAGGACACCAAAGAGGAGGUGAAGAUGGAAGAGGACAACACAAAGAAAGAGAGGAGGAAGAAAGAGAGAAAGGCCAGCACAGAGGAACAGACAGGUCGAGGUCCGAGCCAUGCUGCCGGUAGAUGCAGCAGAUCCUCUCAGUGUGAUCCAGCGGUGGAGACUGUGUGUCACCUCUUACCGCUGGCCGGCAGUCCAACAGAAUACCAGAGCUGUAGAGGAGGAGACGGCACUGGGCAGCAGGACGGAGACCAUACUGUGAGAGGAGAGGACGAGCAGCUGGCACACAGCUUCGUUCUAGUCGAGCAUCACAAAAAAUAAAAUGCUCUCAAGUUAAAUUUAUUAAUAACAGAACUCCUGAGCUGGUAUCAGUCUGUAGGCCACCAUUUAACAGCAGCACACCUUUAAAAGAGCACAACAAGAUUUGAAUGUUUGAAAUCUGCUCGACCUACUUUCAAGAGUUUCUUCAGCUGCUCUGGCUGCAUAGUGACACGUAUUGGACACAUAACAGGACACACCCAUAUAUAGCUGUUAGGUUGCCGUUACUCUGACCCUGUAGUCUCUCCAGAUACAAACAGAUACAGAAAUCCUGUUUAUUAGCUGAAAUAAUAUGAAUAAUAUUGGACUUCUUUUAGCAGCCACAGUUUUUUUUGACACUUCUGUAGUUCUUUUCCACAUGUGGAAGUUAUUGUAGCUGUCAGAAAUUUAAAUAAUAAUAAUAGAAAGAAUAAUUUCUAAAUAAAAUACCACUAGAAGGCUGCUUAUAAUGAUAUGAUGUGAACACAACAUUAGCCUAAUUUCCUUUUCCCACAGGUGUAUUUAUAUGCAGUACAGUUUGUAUAUUAUAUGCAGUUUAGUUGUAUAUGCAGUGUAACUCUGAAGAGGUGCAGUUGUAGAUGAUGUUUCUAAACCGACUGUAAUUAAACAUGUAGGCCUGUUUACUCCAGUUCACAUUGUUGUGGAAUUUCUGAUCCUCAGGUUAACUCAGUAGGAAGGAAGAGGCCCGGAGCUGUUGAUGUCUGACACAGAAAGUUUAUUGAAGCUUGAUUAAGGAGAAUUGUCAGGUGAUGUGUACCAGUGAUGUGCUCUCUGCGUGAAGACCUCACAACUCUCCCUUUCUCCUGGCGCUCAGUGUUUUAUCCUCAUCAUGUUUUGACUUACGAGAUUCCUCUGGCAUCUCUGACCCUGGUUGCCCCGGUGACUGGCUCUAUGGUCCCUACUACAGACACAGCUGUACAGAUAACGGUGGCGCCCCACGGCAGGAAUCCAACCCAGUGAUGUCAACCCGAGAGACACUGUGACCUUCCGACCAAGGAGAGAGGAAUAGAUAGAAAAUUCCAUCACACACAUGUUUAAUGUUAGUCUGUGUAAUGAAACACCUGUCAGCUAAUGGAGCAGAUCAGAUGAACAACUUCAAGUCAUAUCCAGCGGAGCCAUGUUUCCAUGUCUCCAUGGUUACAUCAGCUAACAGGCUCUGUGUGACUGUGAGCAUUUCUCUCUUCUUCCUCUCUCUACAAUAAAAAACAAUCACUCAU
This is a messenger RNA of Sebastes umbrosus (honeycomb rockfish), 3318 nucleotides long. RefSeq lists its product as uncharacterized. Gene Ontology annotation, cellular component: cytoplasm. The transcript has 6 exons. The record is from RefSeq and is a predicted model, not a curated record. The coding region runs from base 272 to 2104 and encodes 610 amino acids. NCBI's taxonomy places the organism in Eukaryota, Metazoa, Chordata, Actinopteri, Perciformes, Sebastidae.